Echinops telfairi (small Madagascar hedgehog) is the source of this 4025-nucleotide messenger RNA. It is a transcript of the gene ULK1, whose product is annotated as unc-51 like autophagy activating kinase 1. The record is from RefSeq and is a predicted model, not a curated record. Lineage: Eukaryota; Metazoa; Chordata; Mammalia; Afrosoricida; Tenrecidae. The transcript has 27 exons. Gene Ontology annotation, cellular component: autophagosome; cytoplasm. The annotation marks the transcript as partial. Gene Ontology annotation, biological process: autophagosome organization; positive regulation of autophagy; axon extension. Gene Ontology annotation, molecular function: protein serine/threonine kinase activity; ATP binding.
GCGGUCAAGUGCAUCAACAAGAAGAACCUGGCCAAGUCACAGACGCUGCUGGGGAAGGAGAUCAAGAUUCUCAAGGAGCUGAAACACGAGAACAUCGUAGCCCUGUACGACUUCCAGGAAAUGGCCAGUUCUGUCUACCUGGUCAUGGAGUACUGUAAUGGCGGGGACCUGGCUGACUACCUGCACACCAUGCGCACCCUUAGCGAGGACACCAUCCGGCUGUUCCUGCGGCAGAUCGCGGGUGCCCUGCAGCUCCUGCACAGCAAGGGCGUCAUCCACCGCGACCUCAAGCCGCAGAACAUCCUGCUGUCCAACCCCGGCGGCCGCCGCGCCAACCCUAAUAACAUCCGCAUCAAGAUUGCUGACUUCGGGUUCGCGCGUUACCUGCAGAGUAAUAUGAUGGCGGCCACGCUGUGCGGCUCCCCUAUGUACAUGGCCCCAGAGGUCAUCAUGUCCCAGCACUACGAUGGCAAGGCGGACCUGUGGAGCAUCGGCACCAUCGUGUACCAGUGCCUGACGGGGAAGGCACCCUUCCAGGCCAGCAGCCCGCAGGACCUGCGCCUCUUCUAUGAGAAGAACAAGACGCUGAUCCCCGCCAUCCCCCGGGAGACUUCACCUCACCUGAGACACCUGCUCCUGGCGCUGCUGCAGCGUAACCACCGGGACCGCAUGGACUUCGACGAGUUUUUCCAUCACCCGUUCCUCGACGCCAACUCCUCCAUUAAGAAGUCGCCCCCGGUGCCCGUGCCCUCGUACCCCAGCUCUGGCUCCAGCUCCUCCAGCAGCUCCACCUCACACCUGGCCUCGCCCCCUUCCCUGGGGGACAUGCAGCAGCUGCAGAAGACGCUGACCUCACCAGCCACUGCCGCUGCCGCCUUCCUGCAAGGCUCCAGGGACUCAGGUGGCAGCAGCAAGGACUCCUCAUGUGACACCGAUGACUUCGUCAUGGUUCCAGCCCAGUUCCCAGGUGACCUGGGAGCUGAGGCAGCUGGAGCCAAACCCCCCCCAGACAGCCUGCUGUGCAGUGGGAGUUCCCUAGUGGCCUCUGUUGGCCUGGAGAGCCAUGGCCGGACCCCGUCCCCACCUUACAGUGGCUCACCCAGCCCCUCAGGCCGGGCCGGGCCCUCUGUCAGCAGGUACGGCGUGUCCGUCCCCAUCCCGGUGCCUACACAGGUGCACAAUUACCAGCGCAUUGAACAGAAUCUGCAGUCCCCGGGCCAGUACGGGCCCUCCCGGUCCGCUGCCGUCCGCAGGUCAGGCAGCACCAGCCCCCGAGGCUUUGCCAGGGCCAGCCCCUCGCCCCCGUCCCAUGCAGAACACGGCACCCUGGCCAGGAAGUUUCCCCUGGGCGGGGCUCGCCCUUACACGCCUUCGCCCCAAGUGGGAACCAUCCCCGAGAGGCCAGGCCUGAGCGGAGGGCCUUCCCCACAAGGAGCUGAGAUGAGGGGUGGCAAGUUCCCUCGGCCAGGCUCCUCUGCACCCGAACACUCUCCCCGCACCACCGGCCUGGGCUGCCGCCUGCACAGCGCCCCCAACCUCUCUGACCUGCACGUCGUGCGCCCCAAGCUACCUAAGCCCCCCACGGACCCUCUGGGCACUGCCUUUGGCCCCCAGCAGGCCAGCCCCCCGCUGCCAGCCUGCCGUCCCCUGCGUGGUUCACCCAAGUUCUCUGACUUCCUGCAGCGCAGCCCCCUGCCCCCCAUCCUGGGCUCCCCCACCAAGGGCGGCCCUUCCUUUGACUUCCCGAAGACUCCCAGCUCUCAGAACCUGCUGGCCCUCUUGGCCCGGCAGGGCAUGAUGGUGGCGCCCCCCCGGAACCGCACGCUCCCUGACCUCACGGAGGGGGGCCCCUUCCCAGCACAACCGUUGGGUCCUGGACUCCGGCCCCCCGAGGAGGCCAAGGGCCCAUUUGGCAGGUCUCUGAGUACCGGCCGCCUCACUGACCUGCUCCUUAAGGCGGCCUUUGGCGCCCAGGCUCCAGACUCAGGCAGCACCGACAGCCUGCAGGAGAAGCCCAUGGAGAUUGCACCCUCUGCUGGCCUUGGAGGGAACCUGCACCCUGGGUCCCGAGCAGGGGGUGCCAGCAGCCCUUCCCCUGUGGUGUUCACCGUGGGGUCGCCCCCCAGCGGGACCACACCGCCUCAGGGCCAGGGCCCCCGAACCCGCAUGUUCUCAGUGGGCUCCUCAAGCUCCCUCAGCUCCGUUGGCUCCUGCUCUGGGCGCCACCUGCUGCCCGGGACUUGUAGCGAGGGCACCGCUGCUGAGCCCUCCUCCCUGGGACGCGGCUGCAGCUUUGCCGACCCCAUCACUGCCAACCUAGAAGGGGUCGUGACCUUUGAGGCCCCUGACCUGCCGGAGGAGACUCUCAUGGAGCAAGAACACACGGAGAUGCUGCACAGCCUGCGCUUCACGCUGACCUUCGUCCAACACGUGCUGGAGAUUGCCGCCUUCAAGGGCAGUGCCGGCGAGGCCGGUGGCCCCGAGUCCCCACUGCAGGAGAGCCUGGUGGCCGACCAGAUCAGCCUGCUGAGCCGAGAGUGGAGCUUUGCGGAACAGCUGGUGCUAUACCUUAAGGUGGCCGAGCUGCUCUCGGCAGGGCUGCAGACGGCCAUUGAGCAGAUCCGAGCUGGCAAGCUCUGCCUCUCGUCCACCGUGAAGCAGGUCGUGCGGAAACUGAACGAGCUGUACAAGUUGAGCGUGGUGUCCUGCCAGAGCCUGAGCCUGCGGCUGCAGCGGUUCUUCCUGGACAAGCAGCGGCUCAUGGACCGCGUGCACAGCAUCACGGCCGAGAAGCUCAUCCUCAGCCACGCUGUGCAGACGGUGCAGUCGGCGGCGCUGGAUGAGAUGUUUCACCACCGAGAGGACUGUGUGCAGCGAUACCACAAGGCUCUGCUGCUCAUGGAGGGGCUGCAGCAGAUGCUCAGUGACCAGGCUGACGUGGAGAACAUUGCCAAGUGCAAGCUGUGCAUUGAGCGGAGACUCUCUGCCCUGUUGACCGGCCUCUGUGCCUGACCCCGGCCCCGCACUGUGGGCGGGACACUGGCCUGCAGACUCCACUACAGGGGACCCGGUGGAGGGGCCUGAACACGUGUGCGGGGCUGCCUGCCCUGCUGGUCAUCUCGGGCCUCGUUGUGGACUGCAGGACACCAGGGAAGGCCACUUGGACCUUCUGGCGAUGGUGCUCAGUUGAGACUUGUGCAGCGAACGCUCAGAAUCUCAGAGCUUCCCCCGCUGCCACAGUUGGCACGGGCGUGUCCUUCCACGCAUCUGGACCGACCAGGACCCAGGGUGGGUCUGACUGUCCACAGACAGUCAAAGCCAAAGCUGCUGCCCUGGGCCCCUGGCCGACCUCCUGGCUCCAUUCCUCUCUGGGACCCCAUGCCCACCCACCAGCGUUGUAACCCACGAGCACUUUAUGCAGUAGAGGCUGGGGUAGGACUGCCAGGGCCGGCUCCUAUUCCUGGUGUUGCACUACAGGUGUGUACAUAGUCAUAUACAUACGUACAUAUAUAAAUAGUCCACGAGUGUGCCCCCGGGCCGUCAGGGGCCAGGUUCUCAGCCCCCCUCACACUUUAGUCUGAAGCACGUUUUGUUUCUCCUGUUACUUGUUUCUAGUUCUUUAACAAGAAAACCGAUAGGUGUUGAGGGACAUUUGGCAGAGGGAGGACAGGUGUAAGGGGCAGGAGAGGUGGAGGGCCCAGGGGAGGCUCCUGUCUCAACCACAGCAACUGUUGGUGGCCCACUCACCUCCAUGUCCCGUUGACUGUGGUGUAAAAAGUGUGUAUAUUUCUGUAUGUGUACAUAUAUACACAGCUAUUUUUUCUCAAUACUUGAAACGUUGCCGCUGUGCUGGGAGGAGGAGCACCCAGCUGCCCACGGAGUGUUUACAGAGGACACCUGAUGAUCGUGUAUUUCUAACAGCCAACCAGGCUGUCCAUCCUGGUCCCUCCACAGAUUGUGGUUUUUAAACCCGUUGGCUUUCAAUUGUGUCAUACCUGUAACCAGAAUAAACCUUUGAAAUUGUU